Messenger RNA from Cuscuta campestris, 2722 nucleotides. Lineage: Eukaryota; Viridiplantae; Streptophyta; Magnoliopsida; Solanales; Convolvulaceae. The record is from the annotation of a GenBank genome assembly.
GGAUUUUCGGCCAUAUUAGAGGGCAAAAUGGAUGGGUGAUGUGUUGGGUAUUUUGGCUUGGCUAGUGAGGUGAAUAUUUGGUGGUUGGGGAGUGAUUCAUUCUGCCAUAGUGGGGGACAGUGGGGUGUGAGAAAUAUGGCUUUUAUAGGGUGGCUUUUAUGGUGGUUUAAAGGUCAAAGUAAUCAAAAAUAUCCCUUGGCUUGUUGUGCUUGUUAUUUCGGUUGUACUAGGGGACAAGGGGGGGACAAUGUUUGUGGGAUGUUGGGUGAUGAAAUAUGGUUGUUUGGCUUGGUGUGUUUCGGCCCUAGCUUAGGGAAAUGAAAAGGAAAUUGACUUAUGGUUUUUUCUUUUGGCACAAAACGUGUUAUUUUGAUGGAGUGAUUCAAGUAGGGAGUGGGGUAGUCUGGGCAGGGUAUACGGCUCUUUUUAGGAUGGAGAUAGGCUCAAGGUUGUCAGGGUUAAGUAAUAUGGUUUGGGGUUGGAGAAUUCAUUCCAGAAAGGAUCGUAACACUUAGACAUGAUUCCACUGAUUUGUUUAAGGAUUUGAGGAUCAGGUGUAGUACUAGGGGAUAUAACAGUGUAUAAUACACAGUUACACACACACACAAAAUUUUUGGAGAGCCUGCUAAACGAUUGUCUCAAACGUUACCCAUUUUCCUUGCCAGAUCUUUGCCCUUUGGAGCCUAUAUCACAAAACCUCUUACAUCAGAAUAUGAGUUAUGAGAAGGGCAAAGAGUUAACUAAACACGAUGGAAGUUCAUCACAAUGUAAAGGAAAGAACAAGAAAAAGAUGCCAGAUGUGUCUGCAAGCUCAAAAACAAUGGGAAAUCUGAAACAGCAAACUCUAACAGAUGUGUUGAGAAAAGCAGGUGUUAUGCCUAGCCCAAAAGUGCUAAUUGAUGAUAUCUCUAGAACGUGUUCAAAGGGAACCAUGGUGGAGUUGUCAGGGAAUAGCCAGGAUAACAUCAUGUCCCCACUUACUGUAGAGAUUUCUUCCGCUGCAAAGUUACUAGAACGUCAGAGAUACAAGUUCAGACCUCUUCUUCUUGAGUGUUUUGUCAGAUUUUCAUCAUAUAAGGCUCAAGAUUCAUUAUGUCUGGAUCCAGCUGCUGAGUUACCAGUUCAUCUUUAUUUCCUACGUGAUCUGAGCAAAAAGCUGGAUUAUUUUAGUCUGCACAAUAAACAAAUAGCAAAGUGUUCAAGUUUUCCACCCAGUCUCGGCAGUACGAAUGUAACAGACUUCAUAAAUGAUGUUCGCAUGCUGUUUCCCUCUCUUAAAAAAAAUCUUGAUCUCGUGCUUUGUAUUCUCAGAGAAGAAACUGAAGUAUGUCAAGAUCACUGGAAAGUUCACUCCGCUGCAUCUCGAAACCCAGAUGUUACAAGCAUUCUUUGUUCCACAUCAAAAGUUUCCUACUGUGUCUUCAAGGAGACACUGUGCUGCUUUGGAAAGAUGGUACAAAUUUCCGAGAUUCAGAGAGAAAAAUUAGUCCUUACUGAUCUUCUAGAGGCUUUCCAGCCAUCAGGGUUUCCAGAUGGCUUCUUUAUGGGCAUGCAACAUAUAUCUCCUGGGAACAUAGAUUAUCUAUAUUCAGGUGCAUAUUCUUUCAUUGAAGGAACAUUCGAUGCAGCAUGCACCAUUUCUUUUACACUGUCUGCUGAGGUAGUGCUGGCCUUAGAAGCAAUAGUGUUGUCGAUUCGAAAGAUUGUAGAUGAUGAUUUAUUUGAACCUGGAAAAAACAUUCAGAAAGGAUGUAUCAAAGAGCUUGUUCCCUUCUUAUGCAAAAAGCUAGCAUCGACUUCCAAAAAUCUCCUGAUUCAGAAGUACGAUAGUAAAAAUAUCGAAGAGGAUUCAAAAAACAGACGAGAACUUGUCCAAAAGAUUCUUCGCAUUUACUUGGAAAAUUGCCAAUCCACAUGUGAUUCUCUAGAUGAGCUUGCGUGCUUAAUCAUGCCCCAGGUGACUUCACAGAGAAGUCAGGCAGAAGAUAGUUGUAGCUUUCCAAGCCUCUGCCAUACAACAUUUAUUGCUUGGUACCGGGUGAUGCACGAACAGAAUGUUUCGACACUUAAUAGAUUGGUCAAGGACGUUUGUAAGCUGGAGAAAUCCAAAGCGGGUGCCAAAAUGAGCGAUGUGGAACACUUGCUGAACCGGCUGCAACAAUCUGUUAAUGUUGUAGUAUCUUUAGUUAGCAUGUGUAAAACUCAUGAUAAGGUUGGUGUUCAUGCAAUGGCUGUCAAGUUCAGUGGGAAGUUUUUUGAUUCUUUUCUUAAAGUUUUUGGUUUUUUACAGGCUCAGUUUGAAUUGCAUGGUGAGCAAAUAGUCCAACUGCUUAAAGAUCUUCAGAAGGCAACACGAAUUAUACAGACACUAUGCUCUGACGCAAAGGGCAUGAGGCGAACUGCUAUUACCAGCAAAGUUCCAUCCACAAAGAGAUCUAUGGAGCGCUUCCUCUUUCAUGUCAAGGCACUCCAUUUAAAAUCAAGCGGAUGUACUUUUUGGAUGGGGAACUUGAAACAUAAAAACUUGUGGGGGGAAGUAGUGAGUUCCCAAGCGUACAUAGAAGAGGAUGAGAAGGAAGAAGUCAACGAAGAUCCUGCAGAAAAUACAAUGGAGGACCAACCCCCGGAAGCCGUUGCUGAUGAUAUAGUAUCGGAUUAGUUCGACCAAAUGUAAAUACACUUAAAUGUUUGGGACAGUGACCAAAAAAGGAAAGUCUCUAAU